Molecule: messenger RNA, 1756 nt
Organism: Mugil cephalus (flathead mullet)
Lineage: Eukaryota; Metazoa; Chordata; Actinopteri; Mugiliformes; Mugilidae
Gene: slc30a7
Product: solute carrier family 30 member 7
Exons: 10
Coding region: 99-1370 (423 amino acids)
Biological process (GO): zinc ion transport; transmembrane transport; intracellular zinc ion homeostasis
Cellular component (GO): membrane; Golgi apparatus
Molecular function (GO): zinc ion transmembrane transporter activity
Source: RefSeq, a predicted model, not a curated record
AUCGCCAGCCGGAAGUUGACAGUUUGGUAGCAUCUGGUAGCUAAGCUAGCUGGUAGCGAGUAGUGUGUGUGAGUGUGUGAGUGUGUCCCGGUGUGAAGAUGUUACCUCUAUCUAUUAAAGACGACGAGUACAAACCGACUAAAUUCAACCUGGUGGUUAAACUCUCCGGAUGGUUCAGGUCCAUCCUGGCUGAUAAAACCUCCAGGAAUCUGUUCUUCUUCCUCUGCCUCAACCUGUCGUUUGCGUUUGUGGAGCUCACGUAUGGAAUCUGGAGUAACAGUUUAGGUCUGAUCUCAGACUCGUUCCACAUGUUCUUUGACUGCACGGCGCUGCUCGCUGGUCUGGCCGCCUCCGUCAUCUCCAGGUGGAGGUCCAACGACAGCUUCUCCUACGGAUACGUGAGAGCUGAGGUUCUGGCCGGAUUCGUCAACGGACUCUUCCUCAUCUUCACGGCCUUUUUCAUCUUCUCUGAGGGAGUCGAGAGAGCCCUGGAGCCUCCUGACGUUCACCACGACCGUCUCCUUCCCGUCUCUGUAGCCGGUCUCCUGGUGAACCUGGUCGGGAUCUUUGUUUUCCAACAUGGAGGACACGGACACUCCCACGGAGACGAAGGUCACGGACACAGUCACUCUCUGUUCAACGGCAGCUUGAAUCACGGCCACAGUCACGGAGGAGGACACCAGGACAAACAUGGAGGACAUGGACACAGUCACGGAGGACACGAUGGACAUGGACACAGUCACGGAGGACACGAUGGACAUGGACACAGUCACGGAGGACAUGGACACAGCCACGAUGAGCCAGACUGUCACAGUAAGAGAACGAACCAGGAUUUAAAGACGUGGAUCAUUUUAUUUCCCUCAAUGUUCAGUCUCACGUUUUUUAUUUUUUCAGAUGAGCUGCAGCACACGCCGGGAAAAGGCUCCAGCAAACAGAUCCUGCAGGGCGUCCUCCUCCACAUCAUCGCUGAUACUCUGGGCAGCGUCGGCGUCAUCAUCUCCGCGCUCCUGAUGCAGAAAUACGACCUGAUGAUCGCUGACCCCAUCUGCUCCAUGCUCAUCGCGCUCCUCAUCGGCGUCAGCGUGGUGCCGCUACUGAAGGAAUCCAUCGGGAUCCUGAUGCAGAGAACUCCGCCUUCGUUGGACCACGCCCUCCCAGAGUGCUACCAGAGGGUGCAACAGCUUCAGGGAGUUUACAACCUCCAGGAGCCUCAUUUCUGGACUCUGUGCACGGACGUUUACAUCGGGACCUUAAAGCUGCUGGUCGCCCCCGACGCCGACGCGCGCUGGAUCCUCAGCCAGACACACGGCAUCUUCACACAGGCUGGAGUUCGACAACUUUACGUUCAGAUCGAGACGGCCGCCAUGUAGAGGCUCCUCCCUCUUCCACACCUGGGACCAAUCACAACACAGUCUGCUGCUGAGGGGGGGGCGGGGCAAAGGGAGGGGGCAAACAGGGAGAACUGAUGAACUCAAACAGCCCCACCCACCCCCGCGUCCUCUCCCUUUCUACCCCCCCUCUCUCCUGCACUUUUUUUAGACUGGCGCAAAGCAUUCUGGGUAAGUGCCUUCAUCAUGAUAUCAGAGACAAUCUGAGCCCCUCCCACCACCGAUGACAUCACUGCUAGGACCCGCUGAUUGGUCCACAGUGAGUGUGACAUCACUUUUUAAUUCCAUGUGCCAAAAACCAUGUGACUGAAUCUUUUUUUUUGUUACUUUCGUUUUUUUUUAGCUGUAAUAAAUAAUUGUUUCUCUGA